Alnus glutinosa is the source of this 1806-nucleotide messenger RNA. RefSeq names its product adenylate isopentenyltransferase. Gene Ontology annotation, molecular function: AMP dimethylallyltransferase activity; tRNA dimethylallyltransferase activity. Gene Ontology annotation, cellular component: mitochondrion. NCBI's taxonomy places the organism in Eukaryota, Viridiplantae, Streptophyta, Magnoliopsida, Fagales, Betulaceae. Gene Ontology annotation, biological process: tRNA modification; cytokinin biosynthetic process. The record is from RefSeq and is a predicted model, not a curated record. Bases 178 to 1197 code for a protein of 339 amino acids. The transcript has a single exon.
UUGCUAUUGCGGAGCGCUAUUAAUACAGAGAGACAGGCACACAUCAGCUCAGGGGGAGUGACCUUUGGUUUUCUGAAUGGUAUUCCGUACAUACUAGUCCUGUAUGCCUCCUCAUUAUCAGCAGAUUCAGCACGGUGCACAGCUCACAAACACGCCAGCCAGUGCUUGUCCCUCCCUAUGAGAUUCAAUCCCUUCCCAUUAUCCCCUCCUCCUGCCCACCUCUCCCAUUCCCACAAAGUCUUCGUCCUCUCUGCCUCCAAACCCCUCAGACCACGCUGGCCUCGCAUGGGGUCUACCAUCAAUACACCAAUCGCCACCUUCCGUCGCCACCGCAAGAAGGACAAGAUCGUCGUCAUCAUGGGGGCUACCGGAACCGGAAAAUCCAAACUUUCCAUCGACCUCGGCAUCCGCUUCAAUGGCGAGAUCAUCAACUCCGACAAAAUGCAAGUCUACAAGGGCCUCGACAUCACCACCAACAAAAUCCUACCCCACGAGCGGCGCGGCGUCCGCCACCACCUCCUAGGCGAGGUCGACCCGGACGAAGGCGAGUUCACCCCCGCCCAGUUCCGCCAAGUCGGGGGGUCCAUCAUCUCUGACAUCACUUCGAGAAGGAAGCUGCCCCUCAUCGCCGGCGGGUCCAACUCGUUGGUACAUGCGCUGGUCGCAGAGAGGUUCGAUCCCAAGUCAAACGUCUUCGACGGGUUGGGGUUGGUCUCGUCGGAGCUGCGAUACAACUGUUGUUUUCUCUGGGUGGACGUGUCGUUCAUGGUGCUGUCGGAGUACCUGUCGAAGCGGGUGGACGACAUGCUCGACUUGGGGAUGUUCGAGGAGCUGGCCGAAUUCUACGACCCGGCCGAGUCCGAAAACACGUCCCCUCGUACCGGGUUGAGGAAAGCCAUCGGAGUCCCAGAGUUGGAGCGGUAUUUCAGAAGGUACCCAUCCUCCGUUCCCGAUCUGGUGCGGAAUAGUGCAUACGAGGAGGCGGUGAGGGAGAUAAAGGACAACACGUGUCAGCUGGCGAAGCGGCAGAUAGGGAAAAUCGUGCAGCUGAGGGAAGCCGGGUGGGACCUGAGGAGGGUUGACGCCACGGAAGCGUUUAUUGCGGUGAUGACGUCAGCGGAGGGGUGGUCUGAAAUUUGGGAGAAGCAGGUGUUAGAGCCAUGCGUGAAGAUUGUGAGGCCUUUCUUGGAGGAGUAGGUUUUCCAGCCUUUUCCAGCUAUACUACUCUUUAGUAGUUUGGUAGUUCUUAUAUUUUUGUUGGGGGCUCUCUCUCUCUCUCUCUCUCUCUCUAGAAAAUUGGAUUUAGAUCAUCGGCGUGGGGGGGGGGGGGGGAGCUCCUCGAUCAAUUGGUAAGAGUAUUGGCUGGGACAGGACACAGUUUUGGGGAAGGAAUUAGGAAAUUAGUCACAGAUUGGGACCAACUCUCCCGCACAAACAAAUUAAUUAACCAAACCACAGACCACAGUAGCACAGCUAGCAACACACAUUUUUGCCAAUUUUUGUCGACUCUGUUUAAUUCUUAAAUGUAUUAUGGUUUUUGGGACAAUCCUCGCAUUUUAGUCGAUAGCGUCGAUCGAUCAGGCACAUAAUGUUACAAAUUUUGCCUUUUUUCUUUUGCAGCCGCAGAUAGCAUGCCGUUUUUUAACUUCUUCUGCACCAAAUUUCGUUUUCACACCUUCAUCUUCACAUCUUGAAACAUAUAUUCAUUAUUCAUAGUGUAUAUAUAUAUAUAUAUAAUCCCUCAGACAUUCUGCUUAAUACUACGUACAGUUGUGUGAAGCCAAAUAUCGAUCAGGAAAACCAACC